This is a messenger RNA of Effrenium voratum, 306 nucleotides long. Lineage: Eukaryota; Dinophyceae; Suessiales; Symbiodiniaceae. The record is from the annotation of a GenBank genome assembly.
AUGGCGCGAACGCCUGCCCCGCUGCCCCGGGCCGGCCGGCAGCUUGAGGAGAAGACUGGGGCUGUUUUGCUUCUAAGCAUCUUAGACUGCCUGAGCUCGACAGCGCAAUCGAUGCGGGCAUGGAUCGGCUGGCGAAGCUACAGAAGGAGCCCCCGUGGUUUGCAAAGCUAUGAGACACCUUCGGUGGUGCUUGCAGGGAUAGCCCAGGGCUUGGCUUCACAUGCGCGUGGAGCUGUCAGCUGGGAUACAACCCGAACCAUGUGCUUUCAGGCGGGUUGGGUCAUUGUGUUCACCGGGCUCUUGUGA